Messenger RNA from Amborella trichopoda, 1252 nucleotides. RefSeq names its product protein MODIFYING WALL LIGNIN-1. The record is from RefSeq and is a predicted model, not a curated record. Lineage: Eukaryota; Viridiplantae; Streptophyta; Magnoliopsida; Amborellales; Amborellaceae.
CUUCUCUUUGUCCCCUGUUCAAACUCAGAAGCAAACUAAAAAGUUAACCCCAUUAUCAUCCCAUCUUGGGAGAGAAAGAGAGAGAUUCAAUUAUCAGGGGGUUUCAUAUUCAAAUAAUAAAUUUUUGACCUCUUCCAAAGUAGCAUAUGUGAGCAUCAUAGGCAGGCUUCUUGUCUUUGUUCAAAGAAAACAAAAGUUGGGUCUUCUUCUGAGAUUGGUUUUUGGUUGACCACUUUAAGAAUUCCAUGGAUGAACCCAAUUUCGAAGUAAUUCCAACACGCCACCACUCCGGUUGGAAGGUGUGUUUUUCUCCCCAAAUAAUAAAGAAUUGUCCUCAGAAACCAAGUUGCAAUCUCAAGAAAAGCCUAAAGUGACUGUUCACGCCAUUUCUUUGAGUGAAGUCCAAGCGAAAUUUCAGUUUCUCAGGGUUUUUAUGUCUUCUUAAUUCUGCAACAUUUGAUCCUGCCUGUUAUGGAGAAGCCAAGAUCAGAGACCUUGGCCAUUUGCUCUGUCGUCUCUUUCCUUGGCCUGAUUGCCAUUGCAGCGUGUCUUGCAGCUGAAUUCAGGAAAAACAAGGUGAAAGACCUGAAAUUGGAUGUGAAUCUUUGUUUCCUACCAGAAAGUCCAGUUUUUGGACUGGGAAUUGCUGCCUCCAUAUGUCUUUCACUUAUCCAGAUUAUUGUGGGCUCAAUAAUUGCCUUUAAAUGCUGCUCCAAAAGAAUGGAAUUUGAUGCAAAGUCCCAAAAGCUCUGCUUUACCGUUGCACUUUUCCUUCUCUCAUGGGUAAGUUAUGCGUUUGGCGUUGUUUUGUUGAGUGUGGGUACAAGCAUGAGCAGGCAGCAAGAGUAUGGGAAGGGAUGGUUAGAUGGGGAGUGUUACAUUGUUAAAGAUGGAGUCUUUGCCGGUGCGGCUUCAUUGGCAUUCGUAACACUUACGGCAAACCUCUCCUUGUAUCAUCAUUUCAUGAAGACCACAAUGACGGGUGGACAGGGCAUCAAGUAAGUGGAGAAUGGACCACCCCAGGCCCCUCAAAAAUUGAUUUGAGAUUUUUUAUUUUUUUUUUUUUCAAUUUUUAACCCUCUCACAUAAAAAUAAUAACAAUAAUAAUAAUAAUCUCUCUCUACACAAACAAAAGCCCUGAACAUAAACAUCCAGUUGGCAAGAUUACGUAUACUUUUCUUUAGCAUCUCUCUGUCAAGCAAUGUCUUCAAUUUCGAUCAAGAAUAAAGUAUGCCCCCCAUGACUCUUUUUU